GAAUUAAGUACAACAACAGUGCUAUUGUGGCGCUAUCAUAUGGUAAGGUAGGAAGUUUGAGAUCAGAUAGAUUACUCAAUACACGUCACAUGUUUGGUUCAUCACACAAUGAUACAUAUUUACACGGUGUUUUUGUUGAAAUAAUGUUUAAAAAAUAGUGAGCAAUUAGUCUUGAAAUUAAAUCAAAGCGUGAUUAACAUAUAUAAGAAAUAUAUACAGCAUUACCCAUUUGCUAUUACAAAAUUUGAAAAUUAAGAUGACAAAACUAAUGGAGUGGCUUUUAUUUGCUGUUUUAUUUUUUAGUAUAUGGAUUGCUACAAUUACUGAAAGUGUUAAUUUAUCAUUUAUCAAAGAAUGGAAACAAUUUGUCCUCCUUCUUCCACCCAUUGCUUUAUUUGUAUGCAGUCUAUAUGCAGCUACUAUUAUUUUAUAUAGAGUUCUUACAUUUAACAACUGUGAACAUGCAGCUAUUGAAUUGCAGGAACAAAUAGAGGAAGCUAAGAAAGAUCUUCAGAAUAAAGGUGUGGUCUUAAAGUGCAAGUGAAUUAACUUAUUUUUAUAUAAUAUGUAAUCCAGUAAUGCAUAUUAAGUAAUUAAUAUAUG
Messenger RNA from Bombus impatiens (common eastern bumble bee), 603 nucleotides. RefSeq names its product dolichol-phosphate mannosyltransferase subunit 3 (gene Dpm3). Gene Ontology annotation, biological process: GPI anchor biosynthetic process. The transcript is spliced from 3 exons. Lineage: Eukaryota; Metazoa; Arthropoda; Insecta; Hymenoptera; Apidae. Gene Ontology annotation, cellular component: endoplasmic reticulum membrane; dolichol-phosphate-mannose synthase complex. The record is from RefSeq and is a predicted model, not a curated record. The coding region runs from base 257 to 544 and encodes 95 amino acids.